Dioscorea cayenensis subsp. rotundata (Guinea yam) is the source of this 2197-nucleotide messenger RNA. Its product is annotated as RAN GTPase-activating protein 2-like. Lineage: Eukaryota; Viridiplantae; Streptophyta; Magnoliopsida; Dioscoreales; Dioscoreaceae. The record is from RefSeq and is a predicted model, not a curated record. Gene Ontology annotation, molecular function: GTPase activator activity; protein binding.
ACGCCCGCAGCCCCAAAUCAUCACCCCCUUCGUGCGUUGCUUCUACUUCUCUUCGUUUUCUUCUCUGCGCCGCCACCAGAUCCGCUCUCAAUCGAGAAGAUCAACCCUUGGUUCUCUACCAGCACCGCUCUUCCUGAGAAGAUCACUCGUUCCUGUUGGUUGCAUUGAGAUUUAAAGAUGGAGACUGGGGCUCAAACUUUUCAACAUCGUCCAUUUUCAAUCAAAUUGUGGCCACCAAGUCAAAGCACCCGACAAAUGCUUGUUGAGCGAAUGACCAAGAACCUGUCAACUGAAUCCAUAUUUUCCAGAAAGUAUGGCCUUCUUAGCAAGGAAGAAGCUAGUGAAAAUGCUAAAAAAAUAGAAGAGGCAUGCUUUGCUACUGCCAAUGAGCAUUUUGAGAAGGAGCCUGAUGGCGAUGGGAGUUCUGCAGUGCAGCUGUAUGCCAAGGAAACUAGUAAGCUUAUGCUAGAGGUCCUGAAAAGAGGUCCCAGACUCAAAGAGGAAUCUAAAGUGACUGUACUAGAUAAACCCCUUGCUCCAACUGAAACUGUAUUUGAUAUUUCUGGUGGUCGUCGGGCUUUUAUUGAAGCUGAGGAAGCUAGGGAGCUUCUGAAGCCACUAACAGAGGAAGGGAAUUCAUAUACCAAAAUAUGCUUCAGCAACCGAAGCUUUGGUCUGGAUGCAGCUCGUGUUGCACAACCUAUACUUGAAUCCCUUAAAAAUCAGCUAACUGAGGUAGACCUUUCUGAUUUUAUCGCUGGAAGGCCUGAGGACGAAGCUAUUGAGGUCAUGAAGAUCUUCUCAUUGGCUUUGGAAGGUUGUGUGCUCAGAUAUCUAAACCUCUCAAACAAUGCUAUGGGUGAGAAGGGUGUCAGAGCAUUUGAUACUCUCCUCAAAAGUCAGAGCAACUUGGAGGAGCUUUACUUGAUGAAUGAUGGAAUAUCUGAGGAAGCUGCAAAGGCCAUAGCUGAGCUCAUUCCGGCCACUGAUAAGCUUAAAAUCCUCCAUUUUCACAAUAAUAUGACUGGAGAUCAGGGUGCAAUAGCAAUAUCUGAGAUAUUGAAGCAUUCACCAGAAUUGGAGGAUUUCAGAUGCUCAUCAACAAGGGUGGACUCAGAGGGUGGGAUUGCCCUAGCUGAGGCUUUGAGUACUUGCACCAAAUUGAAGAAACUUGACCUGCGUGACAACAUGUUUGGUGUGGAAGCUGGGCUAGCUCUUACUAAAUCCCUAGAGCAGUUCCCUAGUAUUACUGAAGUCUAUUUGAGCUAUUUGAAUUUAGAAGAUGAGGGAGCAAUAGCAAUUUCAACUGCUCUUAAGGAAUCUUCCCCUUCUCUUGAAGUCUUGGAGAUUGCUGGAAAUGAUAUAACUGUGAAGGCCGCCCCUGCAAUAGCCGCAUGCAUAGCAACAAAGAAGAACCUCACAAAACUGAGCCUGGCUGAGAAUGAACUGAAGGAUGAUGGUGCAGUCCUGAUAGGCAAAGCAUUAGAAGAGGGUCACACCCAGCUUAAGGAACUUGAUCUCAGCAACAACAUGAUAAGGAGGGUCGGGGCCCGUUGCCUGGCUCAUGCUGUUGUUUCUAAUAAGCCUAACUUUGUGCUGCUGAAUAUUAAUGGGAAUGCUAUCUCGGAUGAAGGAAUUGAUGAGGUGAAGGAUAUUCUGAAGGCUGCGAACAAAUCUUUGGAUGUUCUUGGGCCAUUGGAUGAGAAUGAUGUUGAUGGAGAGGGUGAAGACGAGGAUGAGGAAGAUGAGGGUGAAGGAGAGGAGAAAGAACUAGAGUCAAUGGUUGAUCAACUCAAGGUUGAUCAGUAGGAGCUAGCUACCAUCAUCAUCCCUCUGGUGUGGGCUCUGUAAUUCUGAUGCAUUGUUGCUUGAGUUACUAGUGGCAGUAUCAUUUAUCUUCGGAGAAUGGCCGGCACACAUUUUCAGGAUUGUUGUCUGUCAUUAUAGUUUUCCGAAAGGAGCCAACAUCAGUUGGGUUUAGGUGUUGUCCAUGCUUUAGUUAUUUUCUGUAUUGCUUAGUGGUCUAGAUUGAAACUAUUGUUGUCUCAUUUGACUGGUAUGGUUUUACAAGUGACUAAACAUUUGAACCAUACCUUUGACCUCUGACGUUUACAUUAUUAUGCAACUUCCUUCUGGUUCUGUUUGGUGAAAACUGAAUAUCGCCUUGAAUUUAAUGACAGGUAAAUAGCUUCAUUUU